AUGACCGUCACAUAUUCCAGUAAAGUAGCCAAUGCUACAUUUUUUGGUUUCCACCGGUUACUACUGAAGUGGAGAGGCAGCAUUUAUAAAUUACUCUACAGAGAGUUCCUUCUGUUCAUCAGUUUAUAUACAUCACUGAGCGUCAUAUACAGAUUUUUUCUUACAGAUUCUCAAAAACGUUACUUUGAAAAAGUAUCGCUUUACUGUGACAAAUAUGCUGAACAAAUCCCAGUAACAUUUGUUUUAGGUUUUUAUGUUACUCUUGUGGUGAACCGGUGGUGGAACCAGUUUGUAAAUCUUCCAUGGCCUGACAGACUCAUGCUACUUAUCUCCAGCAAUGUGCACGGGAGAGAUGAGUAUGGACGGCUUCUUCGCAGGACACUUAUGCGUUAUGUUAAUCUCACCUCGUUACUGAUUUUUCGAUCAGUCAGCACUGCAGUGUACAAACGAUUCCCGACAAUGGAUCAUGUUGUAGAAGCAGGCUUUAUGACAGCAGAUGAGCGAAAAAUAUUUGACAACCUUAAAUCUCCUCACCUCAAGUACUGGGUACCAGUCGUCUGGUUUGGAAAUUUAGCUUCAAAAGCCAGGUCUGAUGGAAGAAUUCGUGACAGCGUUGAUCUUCAAUUAAUGCUUAAUGAAAUGAACAGGUAUCGGUCAUGGUGUGGUCUCCUAUUUGGCUAUGACUGGGUUGGCAUUCCUCUGGUGUACACACAGGUAGUAACUCUCGCAGUAUACACUUUCUUCUUCGCCUGUAUAAUUGGACGUCAGUUCUUAGACCCUGAACAAGCCUAUGCAGGACAUGACUUGGACCUCUACAUUCCAGUUUUCACUCUGCUUCAGUUCUUUUUCUAUGCAGGCUGGUUAAAGGUGGCUGAGCAGCUAAUUAACCCUUUCGGUGAAGAUGAUGACGACUUUGAAACUAACUGGUGCAUAGACAGAAAUUUACAGGUUUCCCUAAUGGCAGUAGAUGAGAUGCAUACAAACUUACCGAAGAUGAGUAGAGACAUCUACUGGAAUGACUCUGACGUGCGACCACCAUACACACUUGCAGCUGCUGACUACUGUAUUCCUUCAUUCUUGGGAUCAACAGUCCAUAUGGGACUACCCGAUUCUGUUUUUCUACAUGAAGACUGGUUUCUGGAUGAAGAGAAGCAUAGAAGACAACCUUCUGUUUUAAGAAGAGUCAAGCGGUUUUUAAGUGUCCAUGAGCAUCCUGAAUCUCCCGUCAGACGUACUUUCAGUCGACAGGGGAGUGAUGCAUCAACUAUGUUCUUUCCUAGUGAAACAAGUUACAUAGGCAGUUUCCAUGAUGUUCCAUCUAGAAGACCUCAUCUUCAUGGUAGUAAGAGGAAUGAAUCUAUGGAUAAAAAUGCCAAGCCUGGCACAACUAGGAAUGAUCUAUCUGUUAUUCGGGAGUCUAGUAGAUCAAAUUCUUCAGAAAGACAACCCUCAAGUGAGGACAAUAUUACACCAAACUCAGCUUCACAUGUACCUGAAGUGGUGGUCACUACAUCUUCUGAAACUGUAGUCCAAAAUGAUGCCCCACUGCAGUCAAAUCCUCCACUUAUAUCAAAUAAUAUAGAAAAUACUGAAUGUGUUCAGAAAAACACUGAGCAACCAUCCUCUGAAAUAAUUUCCAAACAAGAUAUUCAGAAACAAGGGUCAGUACAAGUUCCAGUGAAAACAGGUGAGGAGAAAUUACAGCACGUCACUAAAGAUCAGCAGAUUACUUCCCAUCGAUUCAGUGAAACUAUAUUCCCAACACAAAGUUCUGUAACAUAUUUACAGCCACCAUAUACAUCUCUGCAAAAUAUUCCUCUUUCAUUGACUUUAGAAAGGGAAGUGCCUACUUCAGAUGCUCACUCAAAACCCAGUGAAGAUUUGCUGAAUUUAUUGAGCCACAUUGACACCAAAGAAACAGACAUUGUCGAGUUUCAUGAUGAAAAGAAAGAUGAGAAUAUAUAA
Staurois parvus is the source of this 1965-nucleotide messenger RNA. Lineage: Eukaryota; Metazoa; Chordata; Amphibia; Anura; Ranidae. The record is from the annotation of a GenBank genome assembly.